Messenger RNA from Salvelinus namaycush (lake trout), 1341 nucleotides. Its product is annotated as zinc finger protein ZIC 2-like. The record is from RefSeq and is a predicted model, not a curated record. Gene Ontology annotation, molecular function: DNA-binding transcription factor activity, RNA polymerase II-specific; RNA polymerase II cis-regulatory region sequence-specific DNA binding. The transcript is spliced from 3 exons. Gene Ontology annotation, biological process: regulation of transcription by RNA polymerase II; central nervous system development. The coding region runs from base 1 to 1341 and encodes 446 amino acids. Lineage: Eukaryota; Metazoa; Chordata; Actinopteri; Salmoniformes; Salmonidae. Gene Ontology annotation, cellular component: nucleus.
AUGUUACUGGACGCAGGUCACCAGUUCCCCGGACUGGGAGUUGGCACGUUUGCCAGGCAUCACACGGCGAGCGAGAUGCAGGAGAGAGACUUGAGUUUAGCACAGAAUAGCUUCGUCGACUCUGCACACAUGGGUGCGUUUAAACUGAACCAUGAUCUUUCUCCGGGACAGAGCUCUGCCUUCACCUCCCAGGCGCCCGGCUACCCCGCAGUGGCGUUGGGGGCUCACGCAGCCCAUGUCACCUCGUACGCGAGUUCCCCGUUCAACUCCACCAGGGACUUUCUCUUUCGCAGCCGAGGCUUCGGAGAAUCAUCUCCGGCGAGCAGCCAACACGCUAUUUUCGGCCCCGCGGCGGGGUCUCUUCAUCAUACCCACACAGACAGCCAAGGCCACAUUCUGUUCCCCGGGAUCCACGACCAGCAUGGGUCCCACGGAUCCCCGAAUGUGCUCAAUGGGCAAAUGCGUCUUGGACUACCGGGCGAGGUUUUUGGGCGUUCCGACCAGUACCACCAGGUAUCCAGCCCAAGGACCGACCCUUACUCGGCCGCCCAGCUCCAUAACCAAUACAGCAGCAUGAAUAUGAACAUGGGGAUGAACAUGGGAGCCCACCACCAACACCACCCAGGUGCCUUCUUUCGCUACAUGCGGCAACAGUGCAUCAAACAGGAGCUCAUCUGUAAAUGGAUCGACCCAGAGCAGCUGAGCAACCCCAAGAAGAGUUGCAACAAAACUUUCAGCACCAUGCACGAGCUGGUCACGCACGUCUCCGUGGAGCACGUCGGGGGACCGGAGCAGAGCAAUCACAUUUGCUUUUGGGAAGAGUGCCCCCGCGAGAGCAAACCGUUUAAGGCGAAAUACAAACUGGUGAAUCACAUUCGGGUCCACACUGGUGAGAAACCCUUCCCCUGCCCCUUCCCUGGAUGUGGCAAGGUCUUCGCAAGGUCGGAAAAUUUGAAGAUUCACAAGCGUACACAUACAGGAGAGAAACCAUUCCAGUGUGAGUUUGAAGGCUGUGACAGGCGGUUUGCCAACAGCAGUGACCGAAAGAAGCACAUGCAUGUCCACACGUCUGACAAACCAUAUCUUUGCAAAAUGUGUGACAAGUCCUACACACAUCCCAGCUCUCUACGAAAACACAUGAAGGUCCACGAAGCGGCCCCUCCAGCGUCCGACUCCUCGCCUGCAGCCAGUUCUGGUUACGAGUCAUCCACACCGCCCGGCUUAAUCUCCCCCACCACCGAGACCCAUAGCAACAACAAUCUUUCACCCGCGUCCGCAGUCCACAAUAACAACAACGGCCACAGCAGCCUAUCGUCUAAUUUCAGUGAAUGGUAUGUUUAG